AUGCUAUUUUUGCCAAUCGCAGUAAGGCAAGGUCGGAGAGCGCUUUCAUCGAAAUCUGGCGCGCUGGAAAAAGCACUUGGAAUACGGGGAUGGACUGUUCCCAAAUUUCUGGCUCCCAAGGUCGUUCUCUUCUACCAGAAUGAUUGGACCUUACAUCUCGAUGACCACUCUCCGAACCACAAAGAGUCUCCCCAGAUCAUGCAGGAGUUGCAAGGUACAACAGGUAUAGAUGCACGGGCUCUUGUCGACAUCCUUCCCGGGAUGAGACGCGCACGAGAAAGAUUGCAAUGCGUGUCGAGGCGUGUCACCACAUUGCAGGACAUCGCAUACCCUCUGUUCGGAACCUUCGGCGUCCAGCUACCUAUUGUGUAUGGUGAGAAGAAACAAAAGGUACUCGAACGGCUUUUGCAGGAGAUGGUAGCUCAGUCAGGGGACAUUACUGCCUGA
Molecule: messenger RNA, 447 nt
Organism: Suillus plorans
Lineage: Eukaryota; Fungi; Basidiomycota; Agaricomycetes; Boletales; Suillaceae
Exons: 1
Coding region: 1-447 (148 amino acids)
Source: RefSeq, a predicted model, not a curated record